This is a messenger RNA of Gossypium raimondii (Peruvian cotton), 2145 nucleotides long. RefSeq lists its product as uncharacterized. The transcript has 10 exons. The record is from RefSeq and is a predicted model, not a curated record. Bases 65 to 2062 code for a protein of 665 amino acids. NCBI's taxonomy places the organism in Eukaryota, Viridiplantae, Streptophyta, Magnoliopsida, Malvales, Malvaceae.
CUUAUCCUCAAAAACAAAAUAGAAAUUAAGUGAGGUUAGAAUUUGAAGUGUUGAAAGGUUGAAGAUGGAGAGGAAGCAUCUUUCUUCCAUUGCCAACCAUGUUCUUCGAACAACUGCACAGGAGCUAGGUACUUCAGUGGAACAUUUGGUGGAAGAAUUUGAAGCUGGAUGGAACCCUGAAGUUGGUGAUUAUUCGAGAAAAUUGAUGGAAUUUUGCAGCUCAAAAGCCCUUAUCAGUUUAUGUCAAAACAUAGAAGAAAGGUUAAACAAUGGAUCAUAUAGCCGGUUCACAUAUGACAUGAUGCUUGCUUGGGAGAACCCCAGUGAUGCUCUCCUUGAAAAGCCUCAAGCAGAGAACGAAGGUUCGAAAAUAUCCGUAAAUUUGCCACCUGAUCUGGAUGAUAUCCCUCUUUUCUAUUCAGACAUGAUGCCACUCCUCGUUAAUGAUGGACCAAGUGUUGGGGAAGAUGCUUUUGUAUGGUUGGGAUCAUUAGUUCCAUUAGUUGCAGAUAUCGUUAACGGAAGAUUCACAUUCGAAACCCUGACCGCGCCGACCGGAAACCGGCUCUUUUUCCCUGCAUAUGAUAAGUUCCUAAAGGAGAUUGACAAUUGCAUGAAGCAUUUGCAGAAACAAGCACCACCAAAAGGUGUACAGUUAGCUGAUGAUGAAUAUAUAUUGCAUGUCGAAGGAACGGCUACCACGCAAAGAGUAGUGCGCCAUAUUGAAGGAACAAGUUGGCCCGGUAGGCUUACGUUGACCAAUCAUGCUCUCUUCUUUGAGGCCUCUGGAGUCUUGACAUAUGAUGAUGCACUUAAGAUCGAUCUUUCGAGGGACAUAGAACAUGGUGUUAAACCAGCUGCCACAGGUCCAUGGGGUGCUCCACUUUUCGACAAAGCCAUAAUCUAUGAGUCACCCGAGUUCCAAGAAGGAGUUCUGCUGGAGUUUCCAGAGAUGACAAGCUCCACAAGACGUGACCAUUGGCUAGCACUCACAAAGGAGGUACUGUUAAUGCACAAAUUUUUAUCUAAAUUUAAGGCGGAAAGUCCGAUACAAGCAUGGGAGAUGCACGCGAGGACCAUUUUGAGCAUCAUAAGGCUUCAUGCAGCAAGAGAAAUGCUAAGAAUCUGUCCACCAGAUCCCACAAAAUUCUUGAUUUUUGCCUUAUACGACGAGUUACCUAAGGGGGACUAUGUACUCGAACAGCUUGCCGAGAGUCUAAAUAAGGUAAAUAUCGCACAACCAUGUAGUGCACACUCCAUACUGAGAAAAAUGAACUUCUCGGAGCCAACUAUAUCGGAAAUAGAAGAAAAAGGAGUGAACGAGAAGAGGGAAACUAUUGCAGGCAGUGAAAACGAUGAUAAGACUUCACUAGAGACUGCGAUUAAUCAAACAAGAAAGGAAGAAAGGGAAGUUGUUAAUGCUAAAGAAGCAAUUGAAGGGCUGAAAGAUGAAGGGAUCAGUGAAAAUGCUCUCAUUCUUAUGGAGCUACUAAAGCCACUCAAGAGUGGAUUCGUGUGGUUUUGGAAAACACUUUCAUGGGAACGACCGGGAACAACCUUUAUCGUAAUUGCCAUAGUUACAGUAAUUGUGUACAAGGAGUGGGUUGGCAAGGCGAUAUCUGCAGGCUUGCUUGUAUUGGUGGCAAAAAUGAUCCAAGCUAGACAAGAAAAGCUCAAAGACAAACAAAAGGAGAUAACCGUGUGCACUGCAUUUGAGACGACUGCCUCGACGAGGGAGAACAUAGUUUCAGCUCAAUAUAUGUAUAUGACGAUUUGCCAGAUAAUACACCAAGCAAAUGUUACAAUUCUGAAAUUGCAUUCAGUCCUGGUUUCAAGGGCACCCAAGCAUGCAAAUGUGAUGAUGGUUGGCAUCACUGGUUUGGCGAUAUUGUUUGCAGUAACUCCAUUGAAGUAUUUGAUAAUAAGUGCUGUAUUUCAUUGGAUGAUAAUGAGGUCAAAGCUAGGGAAGUACAUGAAAAAUAACCAAAAUGAAAGGCGAGUGAAAGAAUGGUGGGAUUCUAUCCCACCUACUCCUGUUCGAAUUGUCGAUCAAUGCCUAUGAUCUGCAAAUCUGUUGUAAAAAUGAUCUAGAAAUCUGUUGUACUUAUAUAUAUAUAGAAUUUAUAUUUCACCAUUUAGUAACUA